AUGACGGAGGCGGAGGAGAUAAAAGAGAAGCAACAACCACCCGCAUCCAGCAACGGAUUUCCGAUGGAGGCCUCCUGCAGUGAAGACGCGUUCGAUCACACGUACCAGGAGAAGCAAGGCCCCAAGCCGCCCAGGAUCGUCGUGUGGAGGAACGUUAUCCUCAUGACCCUGUUGCAUAUAGGCGCCAUGUACGGCGUCCUCCUCAUCCGCACCGCCGCGCUCGCUACGCUGCUCUGGUCCGUGCUUUGCUUUUUGAUAAGUGCUUUAGGAGUAACGGCAGGCGCUCACCGCCUAUGGAGUCACAGGUCCUACAAGGCCACUCUACCUUUAAGGAUUUUUCUGGCUGUAGCCAACUCCAUGUCCUUCCAGAAUGAUAUUUACGAGUGGGCCCGCGACCACAGAGUCCACCACAAGUACUCUGAGACGGACGCUGACCCGCACAACGCCGUGCGCGGCUUCUUUUUCGCCCACAUCGGCUGGCUGCUGGUGCGCAAACACCCUGACGUCAUCGAAAAGGGACGCAAGCUAGAGCUUCAUGACCUGCUGGCUGACAAGGUGGUCAUGUUUCAGAGGAAGCACUACAAGCUGUCGGUGCUGCUCAUGUGCUUCUUCGUGCCCAUGUUCGUGCCUUGGUACUUCUGGGGCGAGUCCCUGUGGGUGGCCUACUUUGUGCCAGCGCUUCUGCGCUACACACUGGUGCUCAACGCCACCUGGCUGGUCAACAGUGCCGCUCACAUGUGGGGCAACCGGCCGUACGACCAGAGCAUCAACCCUCGCGAGAACAAGUUUGUCACAUUCAGCGCUAUAGGUGAAGGAUUCCACAACUACCACCACACAUUCCCAUUUGACUACGCUACAAGCGAGUUCGGCUGCAAGUUAAACCUGACCACCUGCUUCAUCGACUUCAUGUGCUUCCUGGGGCUCGCCAAGGACCGCAAGCGAGUAUCUCACGAGAUGGUGCUAGCGCGAGCACAGCGCACAGGAGACGGCAGCUACCGCAGUGGCUAG
Molecule: messenger RNA, 1008 nt
Organism: Nerophis lumbriciformis (worm pipefish)
Lineage: Eukaryota; Metazoa; Chordata; Actinopteri; Syngnathiformes; Syngnathidae
Source: RefSeq, a predicted model, not a curated record